AUAGAAACAGGAAGCAAUAUCGACAGCCUGAUUUCUUUUCAUGUGGCUGUCAUAUUUCAUUUGAACCAUUAGACUUCCGUUGUUGCAAUUGCCUGAAGUUAAUACAGAAUCGUCGUGAAAAGCCUAAAGUAUAGCCUAACAUCAGCUGUUGUUUUGUCUCUCUUUUCAUUUUGAUAAAUAAUUUACGUGCUUAAGAUGACUUCCAUCUACAAAGACAAUGACCAACAUUCUUUGGAGCUUGUAGAAGAUCUUGGUCAAGAUAACAGUCAAGAGGAGUUGGACUUUUCUUACCUGUUUUUGUACAACCCAUCUGACGACUUUCGCGUGAUUGAAGCAGACAACUCAGGGGUUCCCCCUCGCGGAGAUCACAACCCCUCAUCUGUGGUGAACUACCCUUGUGACGGAAGCUCCAGUAACGCCCCUACAACCUCCAGCCAGUCCUCUUACCACCAUGGGCCUGUCCCUGACAGCCUGUCUGGGCCUGGGUUUAACUCACUGGAUCUCCCCUCCAUGCCAAGGGGUGCUCCCUCUCCCAGCCCCAGGAUUGAGAUCACCCCAUCAGGGGACCCUCACCAGACUCAUCCCCUGGACGCCAGCCCCAGAACCACGGCCCUGACUGUGCCUGGCUAUGAGAACACGUCCUACCGAGAGCCCCAGAGCCCUGCCAGCAGCAACUCCUCCACGGGUUGGCUGUCUGAGGCCUAUUCGCCCUGGGUCUCGCCUUGUGUAUCUCCCAGUGGUGGUGGGGGCAUGGUUGGCUUGACCGCCUUGGACCUCCUCCCGGGCCUCCAGGGCAUCCAUACGUCCUCGGCCCACUCCUCCCCUGGGACCUCCCCGCGAACCAGCAUCACAGAGGAGACUUUCCUGGUGCCGCAGAGUCAGCGGUCUUCCUCGCCACACUCCCACGAUUACCCCCGCUCGCGCUCCGCCUCUCCUCAGGGAAAACGCACCUACGACCAGUACAGCGGCCCCAAUCUGGGGACCACCAGCCAGCAGCAGCGCUCCCGGAGCCCAAGCCCCAGCCCCUCGCCUCACCACCCCCAAGAACGACCCUUGGCCCAAGCUGACCCACAGGGCAAUGCCCCUCAGCAGAUGCCCAGCGUUGAAGAGGUGUUGAGCAGCCUCAACUCCAACCUCAGCUCCAGCAUGUCCAGGGCAGUCCCCUCCAAGAUGGUGCGGCCCAGUGUUGAGUGCUAUACGUAUGGAGAGAGCCAGGGGGAGCAUGGGCGGAGAGGCAGAGCUGGGGCUGAGACCUUCUACAUCCUCCCUACAUCUUUCUGGCCGGCUUCACUAGCCCAUGGAGCCUUCAGUGGCAUCCCUGUGCCAUCUAUGCCCCCUCUAGAGUGGCACUUGCCCAGUCACUCCGACCAGUAUGAGCUCUGUUUGGAGCAGCAGCCUAAACAGCACCACCGGGCCCACUACGAGACAGAGGGCAGCAGGGGAGCAGUCAAAGCGGCCAGUGGAGGUCACACUGUGGUUCAGCUUCAUGGGUACAGAGGCACUGCUCCACUGGGUCUGCUGGUGUUCAUCGGAACGGCUGACGAGAGGGUCCUCAAACCCCAUGCCUUCUACCAGGUGCACCGCAUCACUGGGAAAACGGUCACCACACCAAGCCAAGAGAGAAAGGUCCAUGGCACCAAGGUCCUGGAGAUCCCUCUGGAGCCCAAGAACAACAUGCGAGCAGUGAUUGACUGUGCUGGGAUACUAAAGCUGAGAAAUGCUGACAUCGAGCUCAGGACAGGCGAGACAGACAUGGGACGCAAAAACACCUGUGUCCGCCUUGUCUUUCGUGUCCAUAUUCCUCAACCAGGAGGACAGUAUGUCUCUCUUCAAGUGGCCUCCCUUCCCAUCGAGUGUUCCCAGAGGUCGGCCCACGAGCUUCCCACUGUAGAGCGCCAGGACGUGGAGCGCUGCUCGGUUCUAGGGGGACAGCAGGUGAUACUGACAGGACAGAACUUCACCUCUGAUUCCAAGGUGGUGUUCACAGAAAAGACACCUGACGGGGUGCAAAUCUGGGAAGCAGAAGCUACAGUAGACCGAGACAAGAGCCAGAAAAGCAUGCUGUUUGUGGAGAUCCCUCCGUAUCGAGAUCCCACCAUUCAUCACGCGGCUAAAGUCAACUUCUAUGUGAUCAACGGGAGGAGAAAACGCAGUCAGGCGCAGCACUUCACCUACACUCCUUUAACCGUUCCCGCCAUUAAAACGGAACCCAUAGAUGACUUCCAGUUUGGUCAGCUGGGCUGCGCUGUCUCCCAAAUCCUAGGAAUGUCAUCCAAGUCCUACCACCACACCCCCAGUAGCCAUCUCAACCCCAAUAGCCACAUAGUGGCUGGCAUGACAUCCUUGGCAUCCUGCCAACAUGCAAGCCAUCACGAUCCCAAUGCCUAUCAACCACAGGACCCAUCUGUCUAUUACCCCAGUAAAAGCCGAAGCCUGGGUAGCACCCCUGUCCAGUAUCAAGAUAUGAACCACCACCCAGUGAUGAUCCACAGUGGUUCCCCAUCUCAGAUGUCCUAUACCCAGCAUUACUCCAGCCAAGUGUCCCAACCAUUCCAUCCCUCUCGCUCGGCCACCAAUCAGCGAGUUGUCAACGUAGCUGUCCCAUUGGACCAACACCAGCACGCCACGAUGGUGGGUGAUGGGUACCGGGCUGCAGCUUCAUUAUGGAAGGUUGGUGACUCGCCAGAGGCCUGUUCCUCAGAAGGCCAGUACCAGGGCUUCAUGCACACGGUGGUGCCUGUCUUGAGCAGGUCUCCACCACGACACAGCCACAUCCUGACCCAGAGAGGUCCAACCGCUACAGGGAGCCAGAGUGGGCCAGUCCCUGGGAAAGUGACAGCGAAGCAAGAAAACCUGAACCAAGCCUAUCUGGAUGAUGGUGAGUUAGUACAAAACAUAUUGGGUACUGCAGAAACGUACUGUACCCCAGGCUCCUCUAACUUGUUGUUUUGAAUUCGUGACAAUGUGUAUGGUUAAAUGGUUAUUGAUGCUGGAACUUGAGAUGGACUAUACUGAUACACAGUGCACAGCAACAUCUUCAAAGAGACUCUGAUAUGUUUGAAAGAGGAAACUCAUUUAGUCGUAUCCCUAAGCUUGACUACAGUUUGUACAAAAGAGAUACAGAUAAAUUUGAUUUGAUUUUGAUUUGAUGAUGAACAAACAGAAACAGAACAUAUACACACAUUCUAAAUAGUACCAGAUAUGGGUUCUUUGUCUAGUAACCAUAGCGGAAGCCUGUUUUUAAGGUUCAAUAAAGAACCAUGCUCAUAAGGUUCCAAAUGGAACCUGUAUGGUCCUGUAAAAAAAACUUUUUCCUAAGGUUCUAUAAUGAACCAUUAAAAAAGGUUCUAUAUAGUACCAAAAAAGGGUUUUGCAAUGGUUACAACCCUUUUCUAUGGUUAUUUAUAGAACCUUUAUGGAGAAUGGAUCUAUAAAUAACCACAAGACACCAUCACUGGCCACAGUCAUAUAUAAUAUGUAAUGGCAUAACACAACACUUUAGGUAAACUGGAAUGACACUCUCAUUCGAGGUUGCACAAAAAGAGCUGUGAGCAAACCAUGCAACAAAAUAUUCAAGUAAGCCACCUCCCAUACAUUAUCACUAAAAGAGCAAACAACCCUUUUAUGAACUUUAAAGAACCAUUGAAGUGCAACAAGUGUUCCACAUAUAACCAUCACCCUUCCCAAAGAACCCUUGAGGAACAUUCAUUUUUUUGUGUGUAGAGCACAUGUGAAAACAGUCAGUAUGUGAAUGUGUGCCAGCAGUAGCCUCCCAUUAUAAACUGCCCUAGCAUUUGGGCCUCUUCUACUCUGAAUCCCUCAGCAUCAAAUCAAUUCUUAGACCCAACACUAGAUUCAGGGUUUUGGCAAUGAGGCCCUUUAUCUACUUCCUAAGAGUCAGAUGAACUUAUGUAUACCAUUUUUAUGUCUUUGCAUACAAGUUUGAAGUUGUGUUAGCAUAGAUACCCAUAGACUUCCAGUCAUUUAGUUAACGGUAGUUAUCAAAACUAUCUCUAACUUCCUUCAUACUGGACACAGAGACAUAAUGGUAUCCAUGAGUUCAUCUGACUUUGGGGAAGUAGAUAAAUGGCCUUAUUGCCAAAAUCCCGAAGUAUCCCUUUGAAAGAUUGGAUAGCUAUGAGUAACCACAUUUCCAUCCACAGUUCGUAUGUGAGUAAAGUCUCAACGUAUAAAAAAAAUCAUGACAGCUGUGAUGGAAACAGGAAGUUUCAUUUCAUUCAUUUUUGAAAUGCAGAGAGAUCAUUAGUUCGUUCGACAUGGUGUGAUCUUUUUGUUUCGGUAAAAUAUAUUAUGCAAGAAAUGGUGGUGGAAACGCCUUCAUGCUAAAUAUUGAUAUAAUAACCAUCAUAUCGAAGUAAACUUGGAAUCAUGCAAUGAUUUGGUGUGUGGUCCUCCCACUACGAUUCGGGAAACUAUGCAGUUUAUUAGGCUACAUACAGUGCCUUGCAAAAGUAUUUAUCCCACUUGGCAUUUUUCCUAUUUUGUUGCAUUACAACCUGUAAUUUAAAUAGAUUUUAUUUGGAUUUCAUGUAAUGGACAUACACAAAAUAGUCCAAAUUGGUGAAGUGAAAUGAAAAAAAUGACUUGUUUCAAAGAAUUCUAAAAAUGGAAAAGUGUUGCCUGCAUAUGUAUUCACCCCUUUGCAUUGAAGCCCCUAAAUAAGAUCUGGUGCAACCAAUUACCUUCAGAAGUCACAUAAUUAGUUAAAUAAAGUCCACCUGUGUGCAAUCUAAGUGUCACACGAUCUGUCACAUGAUCUCAGUAUAUAUACACCUGUUCUGAAAGGCCCCAGAGUCUGCAACACCACUAAGCAAGGGGCACCACCAAGCAAGCAACACCAUGAAGACCAAGGAGCUCUCCAAACAAGUCAGGGACAAAGUGGUGGAGAAGUACAGAUCAGGGUUGGGUUAUAAAAAAGAUCAGAAACUUUGAACAUCCCACGAAGCAUCAUUAAAUCCAUUAUUAAAAAAUGGAAAGAAUAUGUCACCACAACAAACCUGCCAAGAGAGGGCCGCCCACCAAAACUCACGGACCAGGCAAGGAGGGCAUUAAUCAGAGAGGCAACAAAGAGACCAAAGAUAACCCUGAAGGAGAGAAAAGCUCCACAGCGGAGAUUGGAGUAUCUGGCCAUAGGACCACUUUAAGCCGUACACUCCACAGAGCUGAGCUUUACAGAAGAGUGUCCAGAAAAAAGCCAUUGCUUAAAGAAUAAAAUAAGCAAACACGCUAUGUUUGGUGCAAACCCAACACCUUUCAUCACCCCGAGAACACCAUCCCCACAGCAUCAUGCUGUGGGGAUGUUUUUCAAUGGUGCUACUGGGAAACUGGUCAGAACUGAAGGAAUGAUGGAUGGCACUAAAAUACAGGGAAAUUUGUGAUGGAAACCCGUUUCAGUCUUCCAGAGAUUUGAGACUGGGAAAGAAGUUCACCUUCCAGCAGGACAAUGACCCUAAGCAUACUGCUAAAGCAACACUCGAGUGGUUUAAGGGGAAACAUUUAAAUGUCUUGGAAUGGCCUAGUCAAAGCCCAGACCUCAAUCCAAUUGAGAAUCUGUGGUGUGACUUAAAGAUAGCUGUACACCAGCGGAACCCAUCCAACUUGAAGGACCUAGAGCAGUUUUGCCUUGAAGAAUGGGCAAAAAUCCCAGUGGCUAGAUGUGCCAAGCUUAUAGACCCAUACCCCAAGAGACUUGCAGCUGUAAUUGCUGCAAAAGGUGGCUCUACAAAGUAUUGACUUUGGGAGGGUGAAUAGUUGUGCACGCUCAAGUUCUCUGUUUUUUUGUCUUAUUUCUUGUUUGUUUCACAGUAAAAAUAUAUAUUGCAUCUUCAAAGUGGUAAGCAUGUUGUGUAAAUCAAAUGAUAGAAAAUAUAUUUUUAAUUCCAGGUUGUAAGACAUCAAAAUAGGAAAAAUGCCAAGGGGGGUGAAUACUUUCGCAAGCCACUGUAUUAAUCAAGUUAUGAUGAACUUCACAGGGUGGUAAAAGUGCACGGUGAUCUUGAUGCUCCUUUCCAAUAAAUAUCAAGGGUUUGAUUCUGAUGACAUAUUCGAUGCUUGACUGCCAUUUGACAAAUAAAAAUAUUCCAUAAUUAUCCAUUUUAGUCUCAUCAUGUAGACUAGCCUACCCACACUGCAUCUGUGAGCUGUUGGCUAGAGAGCACGUGCCAAAACCAGAGUAGACACGUUUGCUAUUUAACACAAUAGUUUGUGACAGAAUGUGAUGGAAACACAUUAAACUUCAGAUUUCUAUUUGGUACUUGAAGACUUUAGCAAAAAAGUACAUUUUUACUAUGUACUAUGUCAUCACACACUGAUUUUUAUACACAACAAAUCCGCUUGGUGGGAACAAACCACUGGUGGGAAAAUGUGCAUAUUUUCUUUAUGCAUAUUUUUGAUAUUCACAUGAAAAUCUGUUUCCAAUUGGAUGGAAACCUAGCUAGUAAUAUGGUGACAAUUCCACUUAGUAGAGGGCAAGAGGGAGUUACCAGGGUUAUUCAGUUCUCUCAAAUCUACAAGUACCUAGACUGGGGUUCCUUACUAAUUUUACGUUCCCACAAGACAAACUCAGUGUUGCUCACAACAAAGGGAACUAACAAAGAAAAAUACAUUUUGACAACCAAAACAAAACAGAAAGGGGUUCAAAAGGGGUUCUGAAAAGGCACCCAUGUGGGUGCCCACUGAAUGUUGGCAAAGCCACUAGUAAGGGGUUCUAAAAGACACCCAUGGCCACUAGGUUUGACUCUCGAAAAGACAAACGAAGAGAAAAACCCACAACAACUUAAGACAGGGAGUAAAAAGAAUAUGGAGCGAAACAAACAGAGAUAAUAACAAAAAUCUGCCUUCUUUCAAACUUAAACGGUUGAGCUCGAAACUGCACCUCAGCUGCCGUGAAGUGUACCUUAGUGUAGCUUUCCCAACAUCUCUCAAGCGUUUAAGUGGAGAUGGACAAGCGUUUGAGAUGGACAAACCAGCACAGGUGAAACACCUUCUGACUAACGAGAUGGACAAGCCAGCACAGGUGAAACAGUUUCCCACUAACAAGAUGGACAAGCCAGGACAGGUGAAACAGGUUCCCACUAACAAGAUGGACAAGCCAGGACAGGUGAAACACCUCCCGGCUAACAAGAUGGACAAACCAGCACAGGUGAAACACCUUCCGGCUAACGAGAUGGACAAACCAGCACAGGUGAAACACAUUCUUACUAACAAGGUGACACAAAUCAGUGCUCCCUACAUGCUAAUGUGCUACCUCGAAAAUAGAAAAACCGAAACCUGUAAACACUAAUUAGCGUGUCAAGUAUAAGGGUGGAGCGAAAACCCGAAGACACUCGGCCUGCCGUGGAAUGAGUUUGACACAUAUGACCCAGGAGGCAGGGUGGAAGGGUGUAGGGUUGAUGUGGGAUUCAGAGUAACACUUUUUUUUGUGGAUGCUCCCUUUCCCUGCUUGUCCAGCUAUGUGGGUCAACGUUUUAAAUAGUCCCCAGCUAAAAGCCAGCUGAAGUUGUUUAUCUAUGUGUGAACCGACACUAAGCCUGGCAAGGUCAGUGAGAGUACACGCUAUCGAUCAUUUCAGAAUGGAUACAAUUAGACUCCCCUAGUCGCUAAAUGUGCUUUGGCAUCCAAAUAAUGACGAUUUAGUAAGCCUUCGUCAUGACUGAACUCUCUCUACAUGUUGUGUCGAAGUCUGCCAUUACAUCUAGUUAUUCAUGUAUUGUGUUGAUUAUUGCAGAGGCUUGUUACCUUGUGUGUUCAUUUAUGAUUCAUUGCUUUUCAGAGGUAAAUAAAAUGAAGUUGAGCAUGUGAUCUGGACAGAAUUGACAUGCAGUUCUCACCAUAUAUAUUUGGACAGUGAAGCUAACAUUUUACAUUUUGGCCCUAUACUCCAGUAUUUUGGAUUUGAGAUCAAGAGUACAGAGUGUCACCUUUUAUUUGAGGCAAUUUUCAUAAAUAUGUGAUUUACCGUUUAGAAGUAAAAGCACUUCAUGUAUCUAGUUCUCCCAUUUGGAGAAGUCAUAAGUACAUGGACAAAUUCACUUAAAGAAGUAGUCAGAAGUAUAUUUGAUCCCAUAUCCAUUGCACGCAAUCACUAUACCAAGUACAAACGUGUACUGUGACCUCAUAUUCAUAAUUUAAUCUCAAAUCCAAAAUGCUGGAGAGUAAAAAAGUAUUAAUUGUUAGUAUUAAAAUGUUAGCUUUACUGUUAAAAUAUGGUGAGGACUGUGUUAGGGAAAAAGAAAAAGGCCAUAUGUUAGAGUAUAAUACAUUACAGUAUAAUACAUUACAGUAUAGUACAUUACAGUAUAAUACAUUACAGUAUAGUACAUUACAGUAUAAUACAUUACAGUAUAAUACAUUACAGUAUAAUACAUUACAGUAUAGUACAUUACAGUAUAAUACAUUACAGUAUAAUUUAUUCAUUCUGUUUUAUUAACAGAUCAAGGACAAUAUAUAACCAUUAAAAUUCAUUAAAAAGAAACCAAUAAAAAUUAAAAUUCUGUCAAUGUUUUUGGAAAUACACUUUCACUUAUUUGAAAAUACUAAAAUAUACUGACCUAAAUACACUCCCAUGCAUUUAACCCAGGUAUUUGAAAAAAAGCAUUUGAAAAUACUCUCAAAUACAAAUUGGUUAUUGACUAUUUCGUUUUUACAAAUUACCAUUCCAAUACUCAAAGAAGAGUACUUGUUUUGGACUGCUCAAAUACACAGAAAAAAAGUAUUUUAAAUACCAGAUACUCAUAUACAUGUGUAUUUGAACCCAGGGCUGAUACAUUAUAAUAGUUAGUUUGCUACAGAAUGUGGUUUAACAUGGAAACAAUGCCCUUGGUUAGCUUAUACUGUAGGUGUCGGAAAACACAUAUACACCCCUGUACAUUCUAGAGAAAAGUUUCCAUUUGAUCUUAUGUAGUACAGAAACAGGAAGCACUACCAAAUAAAGUGAGUACCUUUUGCCACGAUGAUCUCUGCCUGUGGUUGCUAGGAAAAAACAGUGAUAUGACAUGACACCUUGUGGAGCAUAAGUGUCAAUGCGAUUUGUAAACUGGCAGUACACCAUUAGUACACAACACUAUGUGUUACACACUGUCCUAACCAUUAUCUCACACUUUCUUGUUCUUCAGUGAAUGACAUCAUAAGGAAUGAUCUGACUGUCCGCAGUAACGAGCAGUAAAAAGCAUCUAUAUUGUGACCAACAAUCACACGGGCUCCAGAAAUGCCAUGACGUCAUUCUACUGUCUGAUUGCCCCCUUCAUAUGUACUGUAUAUAGGGUGUUAUUUAAGUCAAAAUCGCAUCUUUUGACAAAUGGGUAGAAUAAUAUGUUAAUUGUGUAGAUAAUCCUCUAAGAAAACAAAUGGUCCAAACUUCAUGUCUUUAUCAUAAUUUGUUCACAAGUUAUUGGAGUUUUUACCUUUGAAGGAUGGUCAGAAUUACGGUGACUAAAUCAAUGGACGCCAGAGAAAAAAAUCUCAAAAGUUAUAAAAUUAGGAAAAUUGCAUUGGAUCAGCUAGGCUGGACACUGGGCUACCGGCUACCUGACAGGCUCACUUUUCCCAUUGGGACAAAAAAACAAUUUAGAGGUAAGAUGGAUAUCGAUUUUGAGAAGACAUAUUGUAUUUUCAUAUUUUAGUAUAUGCUUUUCAGUUUCAUUUGAAUUUACUGUUAUUUUUUGAAGAUUUCACUGAGUGUGUACCAGGAGCCGUGAGUGGGUAAAAUCACUGAGCAAGCCAAGAAGGUAAAAAAGUCAUAUUACAACCUGCGUUUUGAUAAUUGCGUUGUUUGCUCUAUAACCCAUUCGUUCAUACGCCACCGUGAUAUACAAUAAGGCCUGUGACAACAAAAAGACAAUAGUCACACAGUGGUGGAAUAAAUUCAGCUACACAUAAGUUUGUUUCACAAAACCGGAGAGCAACAUCUGUCUAGUGAAGUCCACAAAGAAAAUAUUGCAUGUAACAAACAGUUAUAUGACCUGCAGCAUCGUCAAGCAAGUUAAUGUUUUCUACUGAUUUAGAACCACAGAGUUCCCACAAGUCAGCACAAAGACAAAAAGAGCACUGCCUCUGCUAUUUCAGCACCAUUUCAACUUAAACAUUUAAACAUCAUCAAAUCAACAAGGCUAUAUACAGUAUGCUUAGUUUAAUACACUGAAAACAAACUUAAAGAUACCAAAAACGAUUUAGUCCAAUCAAUGUUGCUAAAUAUCAUGUCCAUGGUAUUGAUUUCUGUCAGUCUGUGUGUAUGUAUGUGUGUGUGCGCAUGCAAGUAAAACAAAAAAUGUGGACUCCCCCUACUGGUAGACUAGUUGAACGCCAAUGCCAUCCUCCUCGCUUUCAUGUUGGCACAACGGUCUAGGGCUCUGCCAUACAGUACACUUUUAGUUUUGUUGUCAUAGGCUACCUAGCUAAAAUGCUUGCUAGCCUAACUUCCUCGCUUGGGCAACAAUGAAACAGCUAAGUUAGCUAGCUAGUUAAUGUGAGCCUACUAGACUACAUCUAGGCUACAUAUUGAACUUCAAUCAUCUCAGGCCAGUGGUACAACAUAUUUAUUUAUGGUUAUAUCAGAAUCGCCGUCAUUGGCCUGUACAGAGAAUUAAGUCAAAACCACAAGUCUAAAUCCACAUCUCCAUCCAUGGCUUAGGAAAGGGUCAAUUUAGCAAGCUAGUUACUGCAGUACAUCAACACAAGCAAUCCAGAAGAUCUGAUUUGAUUGGUGUGAAGCCAAAUUUAAACUGGCCUCCCUGGGGGGGGUGUUUUGCUACACCAGGACAACCCACAGUUGAGCUUAGCUCAACGAUGAUUGGCUAAUUAUUUUAUUUUUUUUAAAUCAAGGGAGGCCAAAUGCUUGCUGGUAUCAAUUAAUCAAUUGCUACAGCGUCAACAUGUUAAACUCUUUUGUUCCAGACAGCAUCAGAUACAUGGGCGAUACAUACUGAGACAGAGGGGGCGCUGUUUCCCUGUUCAGACAGCAUCAGAUACAUGGGCGAUACAUACUGAGACAGAGGGGGCGCUGUUUCCCUCACUCAGAUGAGAUUUCUCCGGUGAGAUUCAGCCACUUGCGAAUUGAAGUAAAAUUAUGAAAACACAGAGAGAAGAAAGAUGUAUUGGUCAAAUAUUUGGGGAAGCCUGGCUUCCCUUGGCAUUCAUGAAUACACGCCACUGAGCGUAUACCAAACAUUUUAUUUCCAAAGCCUUUUAACAUUUAAUUCAGUUUGUGUCAUGCUAAGCUUAGAUUUUUGUGACCCGCGGAAACAACUUUAAAGAUGACGACCACAAAAUGUAAAAUCCUCAAAAGUUGUUAAAAGAAACCUGCACGGCUAUGCCAACACAUAGCUCGGUGCUCAUUAUCGAAUGUAUUACGUAGAAAUCAAACUUUGUUGAUAUAAUGCUAAGGGUAUGUUACAUUUCAUCACCAAAGAGCCAAAGUGCGUUUUCACCAACAUCAUACUGUAUAUACUGUAUUGUGGAUGCAGAUGAUACCCAGUUAGGGCCAUGCAGUGCCAGAUUUCAAUAAGUGUGUUGACCAUGGGCUACCUUUUAAACAGUUAUUAUUUUAUCAUGUGUAAUCAUGUAUGUGGCCUCAAUGUAAGCUUUUGUAAUUGUAAAUAAAAACAACUUCAUGAAAAUGUCUGUAAUUACUAAGAAAAUUAUGAAAAAAACUGAUUGAUUGAUUGAGAAACAUAUUUUUUCUGUCAUGAUGUUGGCAAUUUAAUUAUAUUUUUUUAUUUUAUUAUUUUAUUUAGUCUGCCUGUCAUUAACAUAUAUAUUUAAAAUCGUAUUGUUUGUUGAUUAAAUGGAUCUCGAAAUGAA
Messenger RNA from Oncorhynchus nerka (sockeye salmon), 11817 nucleotides. Its product is annotated as nuclear factor of activated T-cells, cytoplasmic 2. NCBI's taxonomy places the organism in Eukaryota, Metazoa, Chordata, Actinopteri, Salmoniformes, Salmonidae. Gene Ontology annotation, cellular component: transcription regulator complex. The coding region runs from base 196 to 2952 and encodes 918 amino acids. Gene Ontology annotation, biological process: regulation of transcription by RNA polymerase II; calcineurin-NFAT signaling cascade; cytokine production. Gene Ontology annotation, molecular function: RNA polymerase II cis-regulatory region sequence-specific DNA binding; DNA-binding transcription factor activity, RNA polymerase II-specific; transcription factor binding. The transcript is spliced from 9 exons. The record is from RefSeq and is a predicted model, not a curated record.